Molecule: messenger RNA, 969 nt
Organism: Coregonus sp. 'balchen'
Lineage: Eukaryota; Metazoa; Chordata; Actinopteri; Salmoniformes; Salmonidae
Source: the annotation of a GenBank genome assembly
GUGUGUGAAUGUAAUGGAAACAACCAUCAGGUAAAUCACAGAGAAAAACAUAAUCAGCACUGGAGGAGCUUAAAGUUGAUCAUAGACCCUGCAUUAAAGAAUGGAUUUUAUAAAGCGUAUCGUUACGAUGGGCAACAUUUCAACAUGCCAGUGAGUAAAUAGAUUUUUUGGUUUUUACCAGUUGUAUUCAUCUUUCAAACUCUUAUUUGUAGGCUACUUAUUGAAUGUUGUUAGAGAUACUAGCCCUUGGCCUAAACUUUCUUUCGACAACACAAAGAGGUCUGUCAAUCCUGGAGCCGACAAGGUGAAAACCUGUCACUGUUCCCUUGAGCAAGGCACUUAACCCCAAUUGCUCCUGGGUUGCUGGACAAUGGUGACCCUGGCCAUGAUCACACUCCCUGCGGGUGUCUCAGGGGAAGUUGGGAUAUGCAAAAAUCACAUUUCCAUUACACACUUGUACAAGUGUGUAACAAGACAAAUAUAAGCACCUCCCAAAUUAUUAUUAUUGAUGUAUACUGAAUCAGGUUCAGGAUCCCAGAAUCUGUCGUCUUUGGACCAAAUUCAGAGACACUGACCAGCUGGUCCCCACAUUUAGGUUAACAACCCUUUCUCUGUGAUGACAUUCAUGUGAGAAACAAUCUCUGAUCUUACAUAAUAAUAAUUGUUUACCAACUGACAAUCUUUGUUAUCGGAUUUACAUUUAUAGAUUGAUGUAUGCUAUGUCAGCCCUCCCAAGGAAGUGACGUUUGCCAGGUUAAAUGACAAUGUAAGGGAGGGUUUCUUGUCUACCACGUGUAAAAGUAUGGACAGAUUGAGGAAGUUGAAAUCUCGUAUAAUCCUAAAAACAAGAAUAAUUUAGGAAUUGCUAAAGUAAUCUUCGACAGAGUCAAGUCUGCAAAGGACACCGUGGAUCACCUUCAUGACACCUCUGUCAUGGUGAACAUUAUGCAUGUGGAGCUUUAUCCAAAA